Ziziphus jujuba (common jujube) is the source of this 2776-nucleotide messenger RNA. RefSeq names its product KH domain-containing protein HEN4. Gene Ontology annotation, molecular function: mRNA binding. Gene Ontology annotation, biological process: regulation of gene expression. NCBI's taxonomy places the organism in Eukaryota, Viridiplantae, Streptophyta, Magnoliopsida, Rosales, Rhamnaceae. Gene Ontology annotation, cellular component: nucleus; cytoplasm. The record is from RefSeq and is a predicted model, not a curated record. The coding region runs from base 209 to 2290 and encodes 693 amino acids. The transcript has 9 exons.
UUAAGUGAAAGGAGUAUCAAGUACAAGCGUUAGGUUAACAAAUUGGGGUCCUCCUGGUUUUCUCCAAUUCAGCGAAGCGGGACUCAAUCAGCGACUGUUCUUUACCACUCUCAAAUGCACGCUUGAAACUACUGGAAUUCUCUUCCUUCUGUACUUCUUCCUAGCCCUUUGAAUCCAUGCAAUAAAACAGAUUUCCUCAUUUUUGGACAUGUCUGCUUCAUUGACGCCUUCCAAGAGGCCACAUGAACGAACUCUGACAGAGCCAAACGGGAAAGGGAAGUGGCAAAAGUCAACAGGCUCAUAUUCACACAAUCAACCUUUGAAACUCUCACCUAAUGGUGCUGUUUUUCGUGUGCUAUGCCCCGCUUCCAAAAUUGGUAGUGUCAUUGGAAAAGCUGGCUCUAUCAUAUCAGAAAUUCGGCAAGAAACUGGUGCAAAAGUCAAAGUGGAGGAAAUUGUCUCUGGUUGUGAAGAGAGAGUUAUUGUCAUAACAAGUUCUGAAAGAGGGAAUGAUAUCAAUGCUGAGCAGAGUAAGGAUGGUAGUGAAGAGGCAAAUGUGGAUGAAAAGCAUGACGAGCCAAAGGAACAAAGGAACAGUGAAGAUAUGGGAUCUUUACCUGUGGAACAUUUAAAAUCAGAAUAUGAAGCUCCACCAGCACAGAAGGCUUUGCUGCUUACUUUUGACAGAAUGGUUGAAGGAGAACCAGAUACAGAUGGAGGUGAUGAAGAAGGUAACAAGUCUUUAAGUUGUAUUUUGAGGUUGCUGGUGCUUUCAACUCAAGUGGGAUGCCUUUUGGGAAAGGGUGGCAGUGUGAUCAAACAGAUGUCAUCUGAAAGCGGGGCACAAAUUCGAAUUCUUCCCAGGGACAAACUCCCUCCAUGUGCAUCAGCUUCUGAUGAAUUAGUUCAGAUUACAGGGGAAGUUGAUGCAGUUAGGAAAGCUCUUCAAUCUGUUUCUCAGCAGCUUUUGGAGAAUUCCCCUCGUGAUCAAGAUUCUUCUACCAUUCCUACAGGAUCAUCGAAUCAAUCAUAUGGUCGGCUAGAAGGCCCACCACCCAACCGUUCCUUUAUUUCUCAAGGAGCACCAUAUGCUGAUGGGCCCCAUGAUGUUGCUGAUUAUCAUUCUGCUGGUCCCCCGCUCAUCCCUAAAUUUCAUGAUGGUGGUUUCCCUGGUCGAAUGAAGCCUUCUCAAGAUAUUCUCACCUUUCGUUUGUUGUGCCAUGAUGAAAGAGUGGGAGGGGUAAUUGGAAAGGGAGGUCAAAUAAUAAAGACACUUCAGAUGGACACAGGAUGUGAGAUUAAAGUUACGGAAGGUGUGCCUGAUUCAGAGGACCGUGUUAUUAUUGUUUCUGGUCCUGCGCACCCAGAUGAAAGGAUAUCAGCUGUACAAGAUGCUGUUCUUCGCGUGCAGAAUAGAAUAAUGAGGGCUCUACCUGAUAACAAAGAUCAGACUGUGAUGGCAAGGCUUCUGGUUUCAUCCAAUCAGAUUGGUUGUCUCCUUGGCAAGGGAGGUUCCAUCAUAGCUGAGAUGAGGAAGUUAUCUCGGGCACAUAUCCGUAUAUUGGGAAAGGAUCAAAUUCCAAAAUGUGCUUCAGAAGAUGAAGAAGUAGUUCUGAUAAAUGGAGAAUUCGAAGCUGUUCAAGAUGCUCUGUUGCAGAUCACCAGUAGGUUGAGGCAUCAUUUUUUCCGUGAUAUGUUUCCUUCUAUUAAUUACCCUCCGAAUCCUGCCUUUCUGGAUCAACCUCCAUUCCCGUCAUAUCUAGGAAGGAGGGAACUCUCACCUCCAGGAAUGUAUCCAAAUUAUGGUCCACCAUUUCAUAAGUUCGAUGGUGUUGGUGGUCUGCCUCCACAUGGUGGUUUUCAUCCCCGUGAUGAACGUGCCCCUUUUAUGCACAAUAUGCAUAGAUUUGGUGGUCCCAGACAUCUUUCUGAAAGGAAACCUUGGGGUCCUCAGGGGCUUCUUGAAGGUGGUGGUCCAAUGGGAUUGCAAGAGUAUGGUGGAAACCCUCAAAGAAGGAUUGCAGGCUUUGGAGGAGGAAACCAACCAGCUAUUAUUACCAGCACCACUGUUGAAGUUGUUGUUCCUCGUUCCAUUGUUCCUGUAAUAUAUGGAGAAGAUGGUGAAUGUUUAAAACAAAUUCGUGAGAUUUCAGAUGCAAAAAUUACCAUCACUGAGCCUAAGCCCGGAGCAGCAGAAACUGUUAUCAUAAUAUCUGGAACUCCCGAACAAACCCAUGCUGCGCAAAGUCUAAUUCAAGCAUUUGUGAUUAGCGAGGCUGAGUCCACUUGAUUCUUUUAUUCAGGUUUUCAAAUUAAAAUCUGAUACAAAUGUAAGGAGUUAAAAACAGCAAUUGGCGAGACUCACAAUGGGAGGAAGAAAUGAGAGUGAAAGAGAAAGGAAGAGGAGGAAGAAAAGCAGACUCUUUCUCUCUUGCACCCCUGUCAAUUUCCUAGUGAGUUAUCCCUCAUUGAUAUCAAAUUUUAAUUUGAAUGUCUGAGAGUUCUAGAACUGGACGUGAAUUUGAGGGCUCCAAAUAUGGUCAACUGUAUAAUUAUUACUGGUUGGACUCGCAAGUGCAGAUAAAUUUUUCAAAUUAUAGUUCAUGCUUAUGGUUUUGUCAUAGUUAAAGCAAUUUUGAUAUUUAGCAUCCAAAUUAUUGGUAUGUAUUCAUUUGCAAUGGAUUGAAACAUGCGAUAAUGCAGCAUGAAGAUAAUUGUUUAGUGAACUAAAUAAAAGGUACUUCCGCAGAUAAUGAAAGUGUUAAUUAUUAUUAAA